Molecule: messenger RNA, 3807 nt
Organism: Tachysurus fulvidraco (yellow catfish)
Lineage: Eukaryota; Metazoa; Chordata; Actinopteri; Siluriformes; Bagridae
Gene: ntn2
Product: netrin 2
Exons: 8
Coding region: 506-2233 (575 amino acids)
Molecular function (GO): protein binding
Source: RefSeq, a predicted model, not a curated record
CCCCAUCAGAGCGCGCAAGGCGAGACGCAGAAGAGAGAAACGGGCUCGAGCGGCGGAACGGUAACGAUCUCGUGUGGUACCCUGGAUUACACCGACAGAAAUGUUUGGAUAUAUCAAUCUCUCCACUGCUCACGAGUAACAUAGAGGCACGUGCUCGCAGACGUUACACACACCCACACACACACAGACGGGAAAGUUAAACAGCAACGGAACGGACUCUCAAGAAUCCGCGGUCGCGAGAGCAGGGAAUUUAAUAACGGUAACAAAACGGGCUGAACUCUCAGUUUCCUGCCAGCGCGCGCUGCCAAACAAAGCAGCUCUGCUCAAGAGGAACAGCAUAGCAGUGCGCGAGGACACAAUAAUUGUGGGAUUAAAAAAAAUUGUGCCAUUGUCCUGAACCACUGCUGCAGGGACCACACCCACCCACAUGACAGACUCCGCCCACUAACAGAGCAGCAGAUUGCCACACUUCUCCUCCUUUCAAAUACGUUGUAUUGUGUACAACAUGAAAGACUUUUGUGAGCCUCUGUUGGUCUACUGGUUGGUGGGCAUGGCUUUGGUGUUUCCGGAAGCCACCACCCAUGAUGUAAACCCUUUCUCUGUGCAAACAUCCUCCCCUGAACCCUGUUAUAGUGAAUCGGGGUCUGCCCGCUACUGCAUUCCAGAGUUUGUUAACGCGGCAUUUGGACAGGAAGUAAGUGUCUCGAGCACAUGUGGCCGUCGCAGCUGUGAACACACCCUCCUGACAGAUCUAAACUCUGCUCAGAACCUCACCUGCUGGCAGUCAGAGAUGCUUCGGACAAUACCGUUCAACGUCACACUCACCCUUUCACUAGGAAAGAAAUUUGAAAUCACUUACAUUAGCUUAAAUUUCUGUUCCGAGAAACCGGAUUCAAUGGCGAUUUACAAAAGCAUGGACUAUGGACGCAGCUGGACACCAUUUCAGUUUUAUUCUUCUCAGUGCCGCCGAGUUUACGAUCGCCUGAACCGGGCAGAAAUCACCAAGCUCAACGAGCAGGAACCACUGUGCAUGGAACUGCCCAACAGCGCUGACACCAGUAAUGCCAUCCUCGUUUUUAGCACACUGGAUGGACGACCUUCAAGAACAAACUUCAUCUCUAGCCCUGUUCUCCAGGAUUGGGUCACUGUUACUGACAUACGUGUGACAUUUCACCGGCCAAAAAUAAGUAGAGACGUGCGAGAACCUGCCUACUUUUAUGCAGUUUCAGAUUUCCAGGUGGGCGGCAGAUGUAAAUGUAAUGGCCACGCCCACAGAUGUUUAAGGGACAAAGAUGGGAAGAUGGUCUGUGACUGCAAACACAACACAGAAGGACCCGAGUGCGACCGAUGCAAACCGUUCCACUAUGAUCGUCCAUGGCAGCGAGCUACACCCAAAGAAGCUAACGAGUGUCUGCCAUGUAACUGUAACCUACAUGCCCGGCGUUGCAGGUUUAAUAUGGAGCUGUAUAAAUUAUCAGGACGGAAGAGUGGAGGUGUUUGUAUGAACUGCAGACACAACACAGCUGGGCGACACUGUCACUACUGCAAAGAGGGUUACUACAGAGACAUGAGCCGACCAAUAACACACCGUAAAGCCUGCUUAGCAUGUGACUGCCACCCAGUGGGAGCUGCAGGUAAAACUUGUAACCAGACAUCUGGGCAAUGUCAGUGUAAAGAUGGAGUGACUGGACUCACCUGUAACCGCUGUGCCAAAGGUUACCAGCAGAGCCGCUCUCCUGUAGCCCCCUGCAUCAAGAUUCCUACUAUUAAUCCAACAGCAAUGGUGAGCAGUACAGAGGGACCUGCAGAUUGUGAGUCCUACUGCAAACCAGCCAAAGGCAACCUGAAGAUCAACACCAAGAAAUACUGCAAGAAAGACUAUGCCGUCCUGGUGAGUGUGUUGGACAUGGAGACGGUGGGAGACUGGGCAAAAUUCUCCAUCAGCUUGGUGUCAGUGUAUAAGAGCCGAGAGCCACUGAAGAGAGGCGAGAACGCACUGUGGGUUCAUUUGAAGGAUUUGGCAUGUAAAUGUCCACGCAUCCACAUGGGGAAACGCUUCCUCAUCCUGGGCUCUGGUGGGGGUGGAGCCAGUGCAGAGAGGGCGGGGAUUGUUGCAGAUAAAAACAGCCUGGUCAUACAGUGGAGGGACAUCUGGACUCGACGCCUGCGCAAAUUCCAGCGCAGGGAAAAAAAGGGCAAGUGCAGUGCUGCAGAACACAACCAUGAAGUCUAACCUCCAACCCUGUGUGCGUGUGUGUGUGUGUGUGUGUGUGUGUGUGUAUAGACUGUUGGUCAGCCUUCUGAAGGGACCGUUAAAAAGUACAAGACUGAUGCAGGAACCACGAUUAUCUCUCUCACUUUCUCUUUCUCUCUCUCACACACACACACACACACACACACACACACACACACACACACACACACACACACACACACACACACACAGAUGCUGCUCAGUUUCAAACCUCAAACAUUCAUCAUUAUCAUUCUUAUGGGACUGAAGAAAUUUCUAAUGUUUUUAAUAUCUGUGUGUGUGUGUGUGUGUGUGUGUGUGUGUGUGUGUGUGUGUUAGUUAUACAGAAUGUUAGUAUGAACUUCAUUAAACAGGGGAUGUGGUAUCCUAGUGGUUAAGGUGUUGUGCUACCAAUCGGAAGGUUGUGAGUUUCAUUCCCACAUCCACCAAAGGGCUGCCACUUCUGGGCCCCUGAGCAAGGCUUUUAACCCUCAAUUGCUCCGUUGUAUAAAAUGAGAUAAAACGUAAGUCGCCGUGGAUAAGGGCAUCUGCUCAGUGCUGGAAAUGUAAAUGUAACAGACAAAGUAGAUCAGUCAGUCUCAUAACCACCUUUAAACACCCACAUGUUCUGGUCACCAAUCUGCUGCAUUCUCAAGAACAUUCUGGAAAUCUAGAACACGUCUCAGAACCCUGUUUUUCUGAACAUUUUGAAAACAGCUAAGUUGCUGAAAACCUCCAAACAUCAGCUGAGUUAUAGAACCUCAUCAAAGAGGGAGAUGAGUUGUUGAUCAUCUAUUUCAUGAUUUCUACACCAGCUGAAUUCUGGGACACUUUCCAAAAUGUCACCUGUUUUAGCCGCAACACAUUUGCAUGUCAGCUAGAAGAAAAAAGCAGAAUGAGUCCGACAGCAGCAUCUCUGAACAGGAAGGUGAUUCAAAGCAAAUUCAGAACAUUUAGAAGUCAAGUUCUGAAUAUUAAAGUAUUUCAACACUGAAUGGAGCGCUGCAACAUUUCAGUUUAGAACACGUUCUGAACAUAACGUUUUAUAACUUAUAUAGAGAGUCAUAUGGGGUCUAGGAAAAUUCUGUGAAUGUCAGGUGAGUUUUCGAACAUGAAUGUGGUCUAUGUUCUACAGUGGAUUCCUAGCAUAACUUUUGACUCAAUUUUAGAUCAAUUUUAUUAUGCAAACUGAAUUCUUGUAUUCUUUUACAAAUGCAGAGAGGCUCUAGAAUGCUUUUGAAUGUCACACUUUCAGAUAUUCUGCAGUUUUCAGCAGAUUUCUGCAGUAAUUAUUGGUUUGUUCUGUAGGUCUGUUACCUGAUUGGUCAGUUCAUGUUCACCUGCACUGGUACUGUAAAUAUCAAUAAGUGUAUCUUUGUUGUGUUUGUUGUUAUAAAGUAACUGACUAGAGAGAAAGUGUCACUCUUCCCAGUGUGUGUGUGUGUGUGUGUGUGUGUGUGUGUGUGUGUGUGUGUGUGUGUGUGUGUGUGUGGGGAGACACACUUCCAUCUCUCACUAUUUUCACUGCCAUGACCACUGACUGUUUAACCCACACCAAUAAAUUAUUAUUUAAA